Trichomycterus rosablanca is the source of this 1413-nucleotide messenger RNA. RefSeq names its product gamma-aminobutyric acid receptor subunit gamma-3. The coding region runs from base 1 to 1374 and encodes 457 amino acids. NCBI's taxonomy places the organism in Eukaryota, Metazoa, Chordata, Actinopteri, Siluriformes, Trichomycteridae. Gene Ontology annotation, biological process: nervous system process; signal transduction; synaptic transmission, GABAergic. The record is from RefSeq and is a predicted model, not a curated record. Gene Ontology annotation, cellular component: synapse; neuron projection; postsynapse. Gene Ontology annotation, molecular function: benzodiazepine receptor activity; inhibitory extracellular ligand-gated monoatomic ion channel activity; GABA-A receptor activity. The transcript has 10 exons.
AUGCCAACAAAACUGCUGCUCUACCUGCUACUACUUUCAAUGUUCCGGGCAUGUUCUCAAAGAGUCGUCUCUGAAGAUGAGGAAUACGACGAUGUGACUGUGAACCAAAUGCUGGCACCCAGAGCCCACGAGACAGACACCACUCAGAUUCUGAACAACCUGCUAAAGGAGUAUGAUAAAAAACUCCGGCCUGAUAUCGGAGUUAAACCAACCAUCAUCGACGUGGAUAUCUUUGUAAACAGCAUUGGUCCUGUGUCAUCAAUAAAUAUGGAGUACCAGAUUGACAUCAUCUUCGCUCAGACAUGGACUGACAGUCGACUGAGAUACAACAGCACAAUGAAAAUCUUAACGUUAAACAGUAACAUGGUUGGACUUAUUUGGGUGCCUGAUACAAUCUUCAGAAACUCCAAGAAUGCAGACUCACAUUGGAUUACUACACCCAAUCAACUACUUAGAAUAUGGAAUGAUGGGAAAAUACUUUAUACGCUAAGGUUGACUAUAAAUGCUGAGUGUCAGCUGCAGCUUCAUAACUUUCCCAUGGAUGAGCACUCAUGCCCCCUGAUCUUCUCCAGCUACGGCUACCCACGGGAUGAAAUGAUUUACAAGUGGAGGAAAAACUCAGUGGAAGCAGCUGAUCAGAAGUCGUGGAGACUGUACCAGUUUGACUUCAUGGGACUGAGGAACACUACGGACAUACUCAAGACAUCAUCAGGUGACUAUGUGGUGAUGACUGUUUAUUUUGACCUGAGCAGAAGAAUGGGUUACUUCACCAUUCAGACUUAUAUUCCCUGCAUCCUGACGGUGGUUCUUUCCUGGGUCUCCUUCUGGAUUAAACAGGAUGCAACACCAGCCAGGACUGCUUUAGGGAUAACGACAGUGUUAACCAUGACCACCCUCAGCACAGUGGCCAGGACUUCACUGCCCAGAGUUUCAUACAUCACAGCUAUGGACCUCUUUGUCACUGUCUGUUUUCUCUUUGUGUUUGCGGCUCUCAUGGAGUAUGCUACGCUCAACUAUUACACCUAUAGCGUCCGCAGACCUACCUGCAACAAGACCAGAAGACAGAAGGUUGACAUUUUGAAAAAUGAUAGUUUUAACUACUCUGUGCUGGAUGUGGGACCUCCUCCUACAGUCAUUGCUCUAAACAACUCCAUGUACUGGCAAGAAUUUGAUGACGCCUGCCUAUAUGAGUGCCUGGAUGGUAAAGACUGUCAAAGCUUCUUCUGCUGCUACGAGGAGUGUAAAGAAGGGGCCUGGAGAAAGGGCCGAGUCCACAUAGACAUCUCGGAACUAGAUGCAUAUUCUCGCGUCUUCUUUCCCACCUCUUUCCUUUUGUUCAAUGUCGUCUACUGGGUAGGCUACCUUUAUCUUUAGCAGUCUCUCCUUUCCUUUUUUUCAAGACUUUUUAUGUUG